UUCUUUAUCGCGUCAGGCGAGUUAACUUCUCUUCGUUUCUUUCGGCACUCGAGAAUCGAGAAGUCACCCCGUGUUAAAUUUAAACGUAGCUUUCCGUCCCUUCUAGCACCAUGACCGUGGUAUUACCCGUGUUGAUAUUGGGAAUGAUACUUGGAAGAACGAUCGAUCUGAGAACACAUCACACCACUCGUUUCAUCUUGACCGGAAAAAAUCAAGAACCUCAAUAUACGAUGAUCAAUCACUUCGAGUCAAGGUACCAAGUGAUCGAAUCAUCCCGAGAUGUCUGCGAUCUGUUUGACGUCGAUCCUAGACUUGCUCUGAUCGUGAAACUGGAUCACUUCAGUAACGAUUUGGCCAAUCGGAUUCGAUCUUCCGUCGUUUCUCGAGACACAGUGGUAGAAAUUCAAGUCCGAGCAGUGUACAAGAAGGAGAUAGAAUCGCUGACGGAGGAUUUCCGACCCGAAGCGGAAUGGAAUAAUCGGAAAGACCUGGGCACCCACUUCAUUUCGAAACUGAGAAGAGGAGGGGAGUUGUGGGCCACUUUGAUAUUUAGCUGCGACUCUCCGGAUCACAAAGACAUAGUUUCGAAAAGCGUUUCCAAGGUUUUAGGAAAGUCGGGAACUUUUGACGUCUUUUUCCUAGAUAAAAUAAAUGAAUUAAAGAAGGACUUGGGGAAGCAUUACCGAGAAUACAGAGUGAAGGAAGUACGGUGCCCUCUUUGCACUCCAGAUUCUCCUCCGUCUGAUCUCCAGGAUCUGAUAAAAACAACCGAAAAAUUGUCUGAAACGGUGGAAUCGAUAAAAGGAGACGUGGUCGAAAUUGAAGUAGAAGAUCUUGCGACCGUCUUAAACGUUCCUACUUACCUAGAAAAUAAAGUAAUAAUCGACAGAUUGGAAAAUAUAGAGAAAAUGUUCGACGACGUUCUCAUUGCCAGAGAGCUAUUCAUUCAGUGGGACACCGUCUGGUCUAUGGAUUUGACUCCUGAAGACGAAAAGCAACUGAACGACUUUCAUUUGGAGGUAGAAAGAGCCAGGAAAGAGUUUCUUCAUGCUAUCGGUCAUUUGGACAUUUCUCCCUCCUCUUCCCUUAGUCAGUUCGAUGGUGUUUAUAAAGCUUACGGAUCGACCGAAGCCAACGAUCGAUUUCAAAAGGAAUUUCGCUUGUUACGUCAGAAAUUCCAAAAGGAAAAAAUGUAUUAAUUACAUGAAUCUUUUCUCUUUAAUUUGAUGUAAUAAAUAUCAUCGCUUUAAUUUUUUUUAUCUUAUCGAUUAAUAAGGUAAAGAGACUUCGAUAAGCCAUGAUCUUUUUCCGACUUCUACUAUCAAAGUCUUUAUAAAUUUCGGUCUGUCACUACAAUUUAUGUC
Molecule: messenger RNA, 1364 nt
Organism: Centruroides sculpturatus (bark scorpion)
Lineage: Eukaryota; Metazoa; Arthropoda; Arachnida; Scorpiones; Buthidae
Exons: 6
Coding region: 111-1199 (362 amino acids)
Source: RefSeq, a predicted model, not a curated record